Messenger RNA from Linum tenue, 1158 nucleotides. The record is from the annotation of a GenBank genome assembly. Lineage: Eukaryota; Viridiplantae; Streptophyta; Magnoliopsida; Malpighiales; Linaceae.
AAUGAGAAUUCUAGUCUCUGCUGUUGCUGUUGCUGAAGCUGUUCUUCCUUCUGCGCUAACUUCUCCUCCAGCCACAGCCUGCUGUCCAGCCCACUCCUCGUCCGGAACAUAAACACCGCCGCUGCAGCAGCCGUCGCCGCCGCCGGGUGAAAGAACCAGUCAUGUACAUCCCACAUCAGAUCCACAAGCAAUCCAUCAACGAAAAUCGUUUGGUUCCCUCUGAAAUUCCACUGCAACCUCUUCACCCGAAUCACAACCUUCUUAUCGAUACAGACGGAGAGAACAGGGUGGUGGUGCCUCUGCUUCAGCCCUUCCUUCUCCCCCUCGCCGCCGCCGCCGCUGCAUUUAAUCAGGAUAUCGUGCUGGCCGCCGGUCUCGGAGAAUCGAGCUUUAGUGGAAUACAGAGUGCUCCCAGAACAGUGCUCUUGCCUCGAAAUCAAGCUCACUUUGGCGGCGGCCGGCGCCGCCCUCAGCAAUUUCUUGGACAGAACGGCGGAUUCGUCGGCCAGGUCGCCGAGGACGAGGGCAAUUUCGGAAUCGAUCAAAACGAUGACGUAGAACCCGUCGAGGGGUUCCGGGCCGGAGUCGUAGCGGGCGGAGGAGAGAUCCCAAUAGACGUCGAAUUUGGAAUCGGGUCCGCCGGCGUCGAUCGAGCGGCUGCCCUUCUUCUUGCGGAAGAGGCCGGAGCUGGUGUUGAGCUUGAAGGUGGACGGGCCGUUGGAGAUGGUGAGCCCCUGUUGGGCCGCGGACUGGAAGCGGGCCCAUGUGACGGAUAAGAGGAGGGGUUUCUUGUGGGAGGAGAGGCUGAUUCGGUAGAGGGAAGAGACGGCGUUCUGUACGGAGGGAGUCGCCGCCGCGGAGUAGGGCGAGGCCGAGGAGGAGGAAGAAGAAGCGGCGGCGGUGACUGGGGAGGAGACGACGGCGGCGGCGGAGGAGGAGCAGGAGAAGGAGUACUGAUGGUGGGGUUGUUGGGUAGCCACGUUAAUGGCGUUCUCGCUGAAACAGGACACGAAGUCUCUCAUCGUUGUAGAGGGGAAUUAAACUGUGGGAUUGGGUUUUUGGUUUCAAUAAUGGAGGCGGAGGUUUCAGAGUAACCGAAGGAGGAUGAGGAGGAAAUGUGAGAGCGUGGGGGAGAAGAAGAAGGGGAAAUGGUUUGAU